UAAUACAACUUGAUCAUUCUCCUUGAGUCCAAAGGAGUUCUUCUUUCCACAUAGUCAUGUGUGACUUCUUCUGGCCAAGGGUGGAGAGCAACCGCGGAGAGCUUGAGGAUGUCGUCCGAUCAGGCAGCCGAAGUGGCAGCCAGUUGGAACCGGCGGCCACCGCGGAGGAGGAUAUGGGUUUCCCUUUGUCGAGAAGCCUCGGUGUUGAAGAUCCUAAUCUUGUUCACCUGCCUCUCGAGUUCUUGGAUGUUGGGGGAGAGCAAGAGAGCUUGAACAGGCCUUGUGAUGACUUGCUGAGGGUUCUACAGAUCUCUCCCGGAAGGCCGUCACAGCAGGCGCUGCCGGUGGUGGUCAUGGCUGGUACUCCAGUGGAUCACGGCGGUGGACUACUUGAGAUCUCCUCUCCUAUGGCUCAAGGGAUCAAAAGAAGAAAAAGUCAGGCCAAGAGGGUGGUUUGCAUUCCGGCACCAAUAGUGGCGGCAACCGGGCGACCAAGCGGUGAGGUUGUUCCUUCUGAUCUAUGGGCUUGGAGAAAGUAUGGCCAAAAACCUAUCAAGGGUUCUCCUUAUCCAAGGGGUUACUACAGGUGUAGUAGUUCCAAAGGAUGCUCGGCGAGGAAGCAAGUAGAGCGCAGCCGAACGGACCCUAACAUGUUGGUCAUCACCUACACCUCCGAGCACAACCACCCUUGGCCGACUCAUCGCAAUGCCUUUGCAGGAUCAACUCGAUGCCAUGCCCCCAAGAACCACCCUAAACCAACCCUAGAAGAACCGGUCGAAUGCGUAAAGCAAGAAGCACUACACAUUGAGUCGACCGAACACAAGGCAACGAUGGACCGAGUGGCCGAAGAAGAAGUUGACUUCGACCUAACCACCAACAAUCAGACGGCCGAUGAAUUGAUAGGGUUCAAGGGGGUCGGCCUAACGAGCCGGACCUUAGACAUGGAAGGGAAUUCAAGGGGGGACAAGAGCUUAAUGGACAUGUUUGACUGGUCAGAAGCUCUGGACUUGAACUGAGCAAUAAGAAAUACUGAUCUGAACAAAAAGAAACAGAAUGAAGAUUAUGAGAUGAGAUGAGAUGAAAUGAGAGAGGGUUAAAGGAGUUGAGAUAGGGAGGAAUUGAGACCUAACAAUUGUUUUUGGGGUUUGGAAUAUUUUGGGAUGGGACAGAAAGCUGAGGAACAGAAACCCUAAACAGUUGCACCAAGUACAACAUGCAUGCUCUGUGGAUGUGACUAGGAAUGCCUUAAAAUUUGUGCGUGAUAAGGUUUCACUCUUUUCUUCUCCUACUUUUCUCUCUCUUACUUAUUCUCUACCUCUUCCUUCUCUUCCUCUUUCUUUUCUUCUUCCUCUUCUAUAUUUAUGUUGAAUUUAAGUCUAAAAUGAC
Messenger RNA from Zingiber officinale, 1386 nucleotides. RefSeq names its product WRKY transcription factor 22-like. Lineage: Eukaryota; Viridiplantae; Streptophyta; Magnoliopsida; Zingiberales; Zingiberaceae. Bases 57 to 1016 code for a protein of 319 amino acids. The transcript has 4 exons. Gene Ontology annotation, biological process: regulation of DNA-templated transcription. The record is from RefSeq and is a predicted model, not a curated record. Gene Ontology annotation, cellular component: nucleus. Gene Ontology annotation, molecular function: DNA-binding transcription factor activity; transcription cis-regulatory region binding.